UCAUCUAUUUCUUCAUUUGCAGUGUCACUCUUGUUUGAAAUCAUGAAGAUCUGGAACACCACCUCAGAUUUCAUUCUCCUAGGACUCUUUAACUACACAGGAGCCCACCUAUUUCUCUUUGUGAUGGUUCUGACAAUAGCCUUCAGCUCUCUAGUAGGCAAUGCCCUCAUGAUCUUCCUGAUUCACCAGGAUGCCCAGCUCCACAAGCCCAUGUACUUCCUACUGAGCCAACUCUCCCUCAUGGACAUGAUGCUGGUCUCCACCAUUGUGCCCAAAAUGGCAGCUGACUACUUGACUGGCAAUAAGUCCAUCUCCCCUGCUGGCUGUGGGUUGCAGAUCUUCUUCCUCAUCACAUUGGGAGGGGCUGAGUGCUUCCUCUUAGCAGCCAUGUCCUAUGACCGCUAUGUGGCUGUUUGCCACCCACUGAGAUACCCCAUUCUCAUGAGCUGGCAAUUAUGCCUGAGAAUGACUGUGGGGUCUUGGUUCCUGGGGGCAGCUGAUGGGCUCAUGCAGGCUGCUGCUACCCUGAGUUUUCCAUUCUGUGAUGCACAUGAGAUCAAUCAUUUCUUCUGUGAGGCCCCUACUCUGGUGCGUUUAGCUUGUGCUGACACAGUUGUUUUUGAGUAUGUGAUGUACAUCUGCUGUGUAUUAAUGCUCCUGGUCCCAUUUUCUCUCAUCCUGAUUUCCUAUAGUCUCAUCCUUGCUGCAGUUCUUGAGAUGCGUUCUAGAGAGGCCCGCAAGAAGGCUUUUGCCACUUGCUCCUCACAUCUCUGUGUAGUGGGACUCUUUUAUGGACCUGCUACUUUUAUCUACAUGAGACCCAAAUCUUAUAACUCAACUAAUAAUGAUAAAGUAGUGUCAGCCUUCUAUACCAUCUUCACCCCUUUGUUGAACCCCAUUAUCUACAGUCUGAGGAAUAGUGAAGUCAACGGAGCCCUAAGAAAGUGUAUGGGUCAAUGUGCUGCCUUAAAUCAUGACUAA
This is a messenger RNA of Odobenus rosmarus divergens (Pacific walrus), 981 nucleotides long. Its product is annotated as olfactory receptor 2T12-like. Lineage: Eukaryota; Metazoa; Chordata; Mammalia; Carnivora; Odobenidae. The transcript has a single exon. Gene Ontology annotation, biological process: G protein-coupled receptor signaling pathway. Bases 43 to 981 code for a protein of 312 amino acids. Gene Ontology annotation, molecular function: olfactory receptor activity; G protein-coupled receptor activity. Gene Ontology annotation, cellular component: membrane. The record is from RefSeq and is a predicted model, not a curated record.